Alosa sapidissima (American shad) is the source of this 2611-nucleotide messenger RNA. RefSeq names its product solute carrier family 6 member 13 (gene slc6a13). Gene Ontology annotation, biological process: sodium ion transmembrane transport. The coding region runs from base 106 to 1965 and encodes 619 amino acids. Gene Ontology annotation, cellular component: membrane. The record is from RefSeq and is a predicted model, not a curated record. The transcript is spliced from 15 exons. NCBI's taxonomy places the organism in Eukaryota, Metazoa, Chordata, Actinopteri, Clupeiformes, Clupeidae.
GGUUGACGGCCUGUUUAGAAUUACUCUCCACCCCUCCACACACGUUAUAUGGUCAGAUAUCUCCUUCGUACAUCUCAAACCUAACAGCUACCUUGAUCCAUCACAAUGAAGGGAGACAUGGACAGCAUGUCUAAAAGGGAUCCUUCAAAUGGCCACAGCAGGCCUUUGGAUAUUGUCCCACAUACAGAGGAAAAGAUGGAGGAGCGGGGUCAGUGGACAAAUAAGAUGGAGUUCAUAUUGUCAGUGGCUGGAGAAAUUAUUGGAUUGGGCAAUGUCUGGCGCUUCCCAUACCUGUGCUACAAAAACGGAGGAGGUGCCUUCUUCAUCCCCUACCUGAUUUUCCUCUUCACCUGUGGAAUACCUGUGUUCUUCCUGGAGACGGCCCUUGGUCAGUACACUAGUCAGGGUGGAAUCACAUGCUGGAGGAAGAUCUGCCCACUUUUAGAAGGAGUUGGAUAUGCCACGCAGGUCAUUGUGGCCCUGCUGAAUUUCUAUUACAUCAUUGUUUUGGCCUGGGGAGUAUUUUACCUCAGGUACUCCUUCUCUUGGGAUUUGCCUUGGGCCUCCUGCAACAAUACAUGGAAUACAGACUCUUGCGUUGAGUUCCAGAGGAGGAAUGAUUCUAUUGACCAAAGCCACUUGGAGAAUGCUACUUCGCCAGUCAUCGAAUUUUGGGAGAGGAGGGUUCUGAGGAUCUCCUCUGGGAUUGACCACAUUGGUGAAGUCCACUGGGACCUGGCCCUGUGUCUUCUCAUUGCCUGGGUCAUGUGCUACUUCUGCAUUUGGAAGGGUGUGAAAUCCACUGGCAAGGUGGUGUAUUUCACGGCAACAUUCCCCUACGUCAUGCUGUUGAUCCUGCUGAUUCGGGGUGUAACCCUGCCGGGGGCCUCCAGAGGGAUUCAGUUCUAUCUCUACCCAGACCUGGGACGCCUGAGUGACCCACAGGUGUGGAUGGAUGCAGGGACGCAAAUUUUCUUCUCCUAUGCCAUCUGUUUAGGAUGCCUAACAGCGCUUGGCAGUUACAACAAGUAUAACAACAAUUGCUACAGGGACUGUCUGGCUUUAUGCUUUCUCAACAGUGGAACCAGUUUUGUCGCUGGCUUUGCCAUCUUCUCCAUACUGGGUUUCAUGUCAUAUGAGCAGAAUGUGCCCAUUUCAGAAGUGGCAGAAUCAGGUCCUGGUCUGGCCUUCAUUGCAUAUCCACGGGCCGUCUCUAUGAUGCCCUUCUCCCCUGUUUGGGCAUGUUUCUUUUUCAUCAUGAUUGUGCUGCUGGGACUGGACAGUCAGUUUGUCUGUGUUGAGAGCUUGGUGACCUCAGUGGUGGACAUGUACCCCUCUGUGUUCCGUCGUAAGAAUCGGAGGGAGCUCUUCAUCCUCGGAGUAUCUAUCGUGUCCUACCUGGUUGGCCUGAUCAUGCUCACUGAGGGUGGAAUGUAUGUAUUCCAGCUCUUUGAUUACUAUGCAGCCAGUGGGAUGUGCCUUCUGUUCGUGGCUAUUUUUGAGACAGUCUGCAUUGCAUGGAUAUAUGGUGCUGAUCGUUUCUAUGACAACAUUGAGGACAUGAUUGGUUACCGACCUGGAGCAAUCAUUAAGUACUGCUGGAUGUUCUUCACUCCUGCUACCUGCUUUGGCACCUUUGCAUUCUCCCUGAUUAAAUACACUCCUCUCAAAUACAACAAUGAGUAUGUGUACCCAUGGUGGGGUUAUGCCCUGGGCUGGCUCCUGGCACUCUCCUCUAUGGUAUGCAUCCCUCUGUGGGUGGCCUACAAACUAUACAUCACCAAAGGAACACUGAGGGAGCGCUUGUACGAUCUCACCAGACCCUCCCCAGAUUUGCCUAAGACCAAGCGGGAUCAGCAAAAGCUGCUGGCAAUCUUCCCUGCAGAUUCCGAUGGCUUCCCCCAGAGAAGUACCCCUACGAAGGAUGGCUACUUCCCAGUGAGUGAAAAGGAGUCCCACUGUUAGGAUCCAGCUAUUCCGUCUCGAUACUCCUAACCCCAAGAUCUACAGCAGCUCAAUACCUCAUCCAGUGUAUAAGGCAGCCAAAUAUGUACCAGCACAAAGAGGGCGUCCCCCCUUUCCUGUGACGUCUUCUGUGGACAGCAUGGAUAAAGGUUGCUUUGGGGCGACUUUGAUUUUGCUUGCUUUCUGGGGCCCACAUAGGGCUUCAUCUGCACACAAACGUCAACAUAAUAAUAAUCUCAUUCUGCCAAGUCUAUUUGGUGGGAGGUGUGUGUGUGUGUGUGUGUGUGUGUGUGUGUGUGUGUGUGUGUGUGUGUGUGUGUGUGUGUGUGUGUGUGUUGUGUGUGUGUGUGUGUGUGUGUGUGUGUGUGUGUGUGUGGUCAACUGGUGACAGAGAGGAACACAGAGUUUACUGACACUGAUGUAUAUAGGGAUGUUUCAGUCCAUGUGACCAUAUCUGCUUUCUAAGGAAGCAUGUAUGUCUGUUAUUGCAUACCAUUUCUCAAAAGGCAGUUUUUGUAAACACAAGUGUUCUUAUUGUAGGGUCUGAGAAAAUGUCUUUUUUUAUAUAUUUGUAAUGGUUUUCUUCUGCACAUAAAUAUACAAAAGGUUCAUCAUCAAGUCUGUACAAAUACAUGUUGGGAUAUUG